Pezoporus occidentalis (night parrot) is the source of this 1178-nucleotide messenger RNA. Its product is annotated as cuticle collagen 2-like. NCBI's taxonomy places the organism in Eukaryota, Metazoa, Chordata, Aves, Psittaciformes, Psittacidae. Bases 49 to 309 code for a protein of 86 amino acids. The transcript has 2 exons. The record is from RefSeq and is a predicted model, not a curated record.
AUCGAUUGCUCGGCGCUCGGCGCGGUGGGUGGAGCGCCGAGGCGGUCGAUGGGACAGCUGACUCGCAGCCGCAGCACCGGCCAUUUCCCGCCGGCCUGGCCCGGCCCGGAGUGGAGUCCGGCUUCUCCUCCCGGGCACGAAGUCGCCUCUCCCGCAGGCAGAGACCAUGCCCCCGAAAUUCAAGCGGCACCUGAACGACGACGAGGUGACGGGCUCUGUGAAGAGCGAGCGGGUGAGUGCCGGCGCUGUGGGGCGGCCGGUCCUUCCGGUGCUGCUGGCCGUUACGGUCCGGAGCGGUGCCCGGGGUAGGCGCCCACGGAGGGCAGGUGGUUGUUAGCGCACCUUGGGGACCCUAAGGUCCCCGCACUGCCCCGUGCCGUUAGCCGCUGGGUCGGCCGGAGCAAGGUGAGCUGCGGCUCCCUUUGCCGAAGGGGCUGCUCUGUGUCCCGUGGCUACGGGGCCUAGAAGCCCGGGUCGCUGUCGAUAAUGACAUUUAGUUAGUGGGGGCACUGUCCGUGCAGCAAACCUCAUCUGUGUGUUUUAAAACAAACCUCACUUGGAGAUCCUGUCUUGGGAACCUGAUUCAGUUCCUUUAGGCUCUGAGAUCCUGGUGUGCCCCAGUUUCCUGCCUCUGCACAGUUAGGCCUGGGCAUCACAGCUCUCCCCUGCGUUACUGGCUGAAGGACUCUUGUGAAGUUACCCUGUGCUUUACAGGUCAUUAUUUUUUUUUCCCUAUCACCAAGUUCCCCUGAUGUUUCAGGCCUUGAAUACAGGUCAGAGUGGUGCAGCUGCCUGUUUUAGACGAAGUGGAUUGAACGUGAUAUGUUUGUUCUAGGGUCAUGCUGUGCUAAAACUGCGUUUAGACCAUAGUCUUAAAUGUUGUUAUGGUUCAUGACAGCCAUCGGCAAGAUGAGGAUCCUGUGUUGCCAAAGAGCAGUUUGCUCAGCCCUUGAGGGAGGCAGUGGCUGAAACUAUUUCGUUGUCUUGCUGUUUGCUUAAGUAGAUUAAGCAAAUGUGACAAGGCUGGAAAUGCAGGUGAGCUUUAAAAUAAGAGUACUGUGUUUCAGGUGGGAGCUGCAGUUUAUGCACAGAGGAAGCAGCUCUCGAUACCAUAAAGACAAUCCUGUGUGUUCCUAGGCCCACAUGCUUAGUGUGCCAUUCCCACUCUUGAUUUUUUU